ACACGCACCUCCUUCCAUUUCUCCAUCAUCACCAUUCCCACUCUUCCAUACUUCAAUUCGUCUUCAAUCUCGAUAUCUCCGCCUUCUCAUUUUGCAUGGCUAUCAGUUUGUCCGCUUACCAGGUGGCUGAUCUCUGCCUCGGCAAGCCCCCUCUCCGCUCCCUCCCCUCCUCCGCCACCAUCGCCACCGCCCUCGCCGCCCUCAAAUCCUCCCCCGACACCUUCCUCAGCGUCUGGACCUGCGACCACAACUCCCCCAAAUUCAACUGCCUUUGCGUCGCCAAAAUUUGCAUUGCCGAUAUCAUUUGCUACCUCUGCAAAAAGGAGAACGCCUCCUCUCUCAACCAACCUCUCUCUCUUCUCCUCUCUCACUCCACUACCCGCGUCACACACAUCGAUCCCUCAGCAAGCUUACUGGAAGCGAUUGAUUUGAUGAUCCAAGGAGCUCAGAAUCUGGUGGUGCCGAUACGGAGCAGCAUUUCGAGUUCGAGGAGGAAGAGAUCAUCAGCAACCGCCGGCCACGAAUUCUGCUGGUUGACGCAGGAGGACGUGGUGAGGUUCCUCCUCAGCUCAAUCGGCCUCUUCUCCCCCAUCGCCACGCUGCCAAUCGAAACCCUAGGUGUAAUCUCCCCCAAUUUCCUCUCCGUCGAGUACAAUCGCGCCGCCGCCUCCGCAAUCGGAGCGAUUUCGCGGUCAUUAGCGGAGCAGACGUCGGUGGCGGUGGUGGACGAGGAGGGGGGACUGAUCGGAGAGAUCUCCCCCCCGGCGCUGUCGUGCUGCGACGAGACGGCAGCGGCGGCCGUUCUGACGCUCUCGGCGGGGGAUCUGAUGGCGUACGUGGACUGCGGCGGGCCGACGGAGGAGAUGGUGAGGGUUGUGGAGGAGAAAUUGAAGGAGAGGAAGCUGAAAGGGAUGGUGAAGGAGAUCAUGGCCUCGGCCAAUUGCAAUCCGCGGAUGGCGAUGGGGAGGCGGGCGGAGGCCGUGGUGUGCCACCGCGGAAGCUCGCUGGUGGCGGUGAUGAUUCAGGCGAUCACGUGCCGAGUAAACUAUGUGUGGGUGAUGGAAGACGAUUGCAGCGUCGGAGGGAUCGUCACCUUUGCUAACAUUCUUCAUGUUUUUAGGGAACAUUUCGAUUCCCUUAUUUGAUUUUCUUUUUUUUUUGAGUCAUGAUGAUCAGUAAUCUCAAGAGCUUAUUGUGAA
Molecule: messenger RNA, 1199 nt
Organism: Salvia hispanica
Lineage: Eukaryota; Viridiplantae; Streptophyta; Magnoliopsida; Lamiales; Lamiaceae
Product: CBS domain-containing protein CBSX5-like
Cellular component (GO): nucleus; cytoplasm
Source: RefSeq, a predicted model, not a curated record